Molecule: messenger RNA, 673 nt
Organism: Python bivittatus (Burmese python)
Lineage: Eukaryota; Metazoa; Chordata; Lepidosauria; Squamata; Pythonidae
Gene: CNTF
Product: ciliary neurotrophic factor
Biological process (GO): astrocyte activation; negative regulation of neuron apoptotic process; ciliary neurotrophic factor-mediated signaling pathway
Cellular component (GO): axon
Molecular function (GO): cytokine activity; growth factor activity; ciliary neurotrophic factor receptor binding
Source: RefSeq, a predicted model, not a curated record
AUGGCUUCCUCGGAGCGGCACCCCGUGACCUCCCAACACCAGGACUCAUGUCGUCGCACCGUCCAUCUCCUGAGGAAGAUGCGCUCAGAUGUCAGCAGCCUCUUGGAAUCCUAUGCUAAGAAGCAAGGCCUGGACCAAACCUUCAACCUUGAUUCGGUCGAUGGGGUACCUCUAGCUGAUGUUGAAGAAUGGAGUGAGAUUUCAGAUGCUGAGCGUCUGAGAAGCAACCUACAAGCCUAUUGGGCAUUUCAGAUUUUAUUGGAUCAAAUCUUGGAAGAGCAGAGGACCGAGUUAACCCCAGCGGAUGUAGCUUUCCAUGAAUCUAUCCAAUCAGUUAUGCUGCAAGUUUCUGCUUUAGCUUACCAACUGGAAGAAUUGAUGGUAACACUGAAGCACAAUGUGCCAGCCAAAGAAGUAAAAAGUACAAAGGACUGUGAUGAAAAAGGUUUGUUUGAACGGAAGAUAAGGGGCAUGAAGGUGCUACAGGAACUUGCCCAAUGGACUGUCAGGUCAGUCCGAGACCUACACCAAAUCUCUAAAUCUGUUCAGGCAUCAUCCAUUGCACUUGAGAAUUACUGCCUGGCUCAGCCCCAGGAAAAAUGAGGCCUUGGAUUCUUAAGCUUCUUUAAAACAGUGUCUCUCCCUCAGCUGUGGGAUUUAGAUUGAAGCAGUA